Neltuma alba is the source of this 931-nucleotide messenger RNA. RefSeq names its product probable carbohydrate esterase At4g34215. Bases 94 to 903 code for a protein of 269 amino acids. The record is from RefSeq and is a predicted model, not a curated record. The transcript is spliced from 2 exons. NCBI's taxonomy places the organism in Eukaryota, Viridiplantae, Streptophyta, Magnoliopsida, Fabales, Fabaceae.
CUCGAAGAGAGAUAAGACGGAGCAGCAGAGGCAUUAAAGAGGGCUUGGAGUUUGAGUUUCUAACAACGCAACGGAAAUUGAAUCAUCUCAGUGAUGGCGCUCAGGUCCUGUGCGUCAUGGUUGUUAGUAGCGGGAAUGGUAAUACUAAGCCAUUCGUCGUCACUCUGGGCAGCGGCCAAGACGAAGGACAUAUUUAUACUGGGAGGACAGAGCAACAUGGCGGGCCGCGGCGGCGUUCAGGGAGGCAAAUGGGACGGCAAUCUGCCGCCGGAGUGCCGACCCAACCCAUCGAUCUGGAGACUGAACGCUCAGCUGCAAUGGGAGGAAGCACACGAGCCUCUCCACGCUGGCAUUGACGUGGGCAACACCUGCGGCGUAGGCCCCGCAAUGGCUUUUGCCAACCACGUCAUUGGAUGGGCGGGUGGUACGGUGGGUCUGGUCCCCUGCGCAGCCGGUGGGACUCGAAUUUCGCAGUGGAGCCGAGGAUCCCGUUUGUAUACCCAGCUCAUACAGCGAGCCAAUCGCUCUGUGAGUGAGGGUGGCACUGUUAGAGCACUUCUGUGGUAUCAAGGUGAGAGCGACACGGUGAGAAAAGAGGACGCAGACUCUUAUAAGGCUCGCUUGCAGAGCUUCUUCACGGAUCUCCGUUCUGAUCUUCAACUUCCUUCUCUCCUCAUUAUCCAGGUGGCAGUGGCAUCAGGGGAAGGCAGAUACAUACAGAGGGUGAGAGAGGCUCAAGUGGGGAUGAAGCUGCCGAAUGUGAAGUGCGUGGAUGCCAAGGGAUUGCGCCUCAAAUCUGACAGGCUUCACCUCACCACUAUGUCUCAGGUUCACUUGGGCGUCAAGUUGGCUCGUGCCUAUCUCGCCUCUUACUCCCAUCACCCAACCUUGCCUCACCACUAGCCCUCCUUUUCCUACGUCUAAAUAUACA